Messenger RNA from Microcebus murinus (gray mouse lemur), 1840 nucleotides. The record is from RefSeq and is a predicted model, not a curated record. Lineage: Eukaryota; Metazoa; Chordata; Mammalia; Primates; Cheirogaleidae.
UUACUUUUCUGUCUCCUUAGAACCGUGCCCGGAAAAAAAGGCUCAAUAUCAUCAUUGUGGCUGAAGGAGCCAUUGACAGGAAGAACAAGCCCAUCACCUCGGAGGAGGUCAAGCAGCUCGUCGUGAAGCAGCUGGGCUACGACACGCGUGUGACCAUCCUGGGACACGUGCAGAGAGGAGGGACACCCUCCGCGUUCGACAGGAUCCUGGCCAGCCGCAUGGGGGUGGCGGCGGUCAUCGCCCUGCUGGAGGCCACGCCCGAGACGCCGCCUUGCGUCGUGUCGCUGAGCGGGAACCACCCCGUGCUCCUGCCGCUGAUGGAGUGCGUGCAGAUGACGCAGGACGUUCAGAAGGCAAUGGAUGAGGGGAGGUUUCAAGACGCCGUGCGGCUCCGAGGGAGGAGCUUCGAGGGCAACCUGAAGACCUACAAGAGUCUGGCCAUCAAGCUGCCGGACGAUCAGAUCCCAAAGAGCAACUGCAACGUGGCGGUCAUCAACGUGGGCGCGCCCGCGGCGGGGAUGAACGCGGCCGUGCGGUCGGCCGUGCGCGUGGGCAUCGCCAACGGACACAGGAUGCUCGCCAUCUAUGACGGCUUCGACGGCUUCGCCAAAGGCCAGAUCAAAGAAAUCAGCUGGACAGACGUCGGCGGCUGGACGGGCCAGGGCGGGUCCAUCCUCGGGACAAAACGGGUUCUGCCGGGGAAGAACCUGGGAGCGAUCGCUGAGCAGAUGCACAACCAUAACAUCCACGCCCUGCUGAUGAUCGGCGGAUUCGAGGCCUACCUGGGGCUCCUAGAGCUGUCGGCAGCCCGGGAGAAGCACGAGGAGUUCUGUGUCCCCAUGGUCAUGGUCCCCGCCACGGUCUCCAACAACGUGCCCGGCUCCGAUUUCAGCAUCGGGGCGGACACGGCGCUGAACACGAUCACGGACACGUGCGACCGCAUCAAGCAGUCGGCCAGCGGGACCAAGCGGCGCGUGUUCAUCAUCGAGACCAUGGGCGGCUACUGCGGCUACCUGGCCAACAUGGGCGCGCUCGCGGCCGGCGCCGACGCCGCCUACAUCUUCGAGGAGCCCUUUGACAUCCGCGACCUGCAGGCGAACGUGGAGCACCUGACGGAGAAGAUGAAGACCACGAUCCAGAGGGGGCUCGUGCUCAGGAACGAGAGCUGCAGCGAGAACUACACCACCGACUUCAUCUGCCAGCUGUACUCGGAGGAGGGCAAAGGCGUGUUCGACUGCAGGAAGAACGUGCUGGGCCACAUGCAGCAGGGCGGGGCACCCUCUCCGUUUGACAGAAACUUUGGAACCAAGAUCUCCGCCAGAGCCAUGGAGUGGAUCACCGAGAAGCUGAAGGAGUUCAAAGGAAAAAGAUUUGUUACUGAUGAUUCCAUUUGUGUGCUGGGAAUAAGCAAGAGAAACGUCCUCUUUCAACCCGUGGCAGAGCUGAAGAAGGAAACGGACUUUGAGCACAGGAUCCCCAAGGAGCAGUGGUGGCUGAAGCUGAGGCCGCUCAUGAAGAUCCUGGCCAAGUACAAGACGAGCUACGAUGUGUCAGACGCGGGCGAGAUGGAGCAGGUGCACUCCCGCGGCAUGCAUGGGGAGCCCGCGGCCAUCUGACCCCGACCUGCCACCCUGGACCACGUGUCUUGUGAGCCCCGGAACUCCCCGGGACCGUCCUUUUUUUUGUAACAUUAAGUUAUUUAUCAGCACUUUAUGCAUCAGUCCCCAACCCGAGAGAGCACCCAUCACCGUCUGUCUUCUCCCAAACCCCACACUCCCUCCACUGUACUCGUGCUUCAGAAUGUGUGUAUCUAGUAGAUUAAACAUUUGCUAAAACCCCA